Messenger RNA from Paramecium octaurelia, 3045 nucleotides. NCBI's taxonomy places the organism in Eukaryota, Ciliophora, Oligohymenophorea, Peniculida, Parameciidae. The record is from the annotation of a GenBank genome assembly.
AUGUCAAACAUCUAUGUUAAUACAAGUAACAUUAAUAAUGUUUCAUCGACUUAAAAGAAGAGGAUAUUUGAUAACACUCCAUCGAAUUAAACUCAAAAUCUAUUGCAAUUACCUACUUAAAAAUAACCUUAGUUAAGUGUGAAUUCCUUGAAUAUUGAUCCUGAAUUAUCAUAUAUUGCACCUGUAGAAAUGGAGUAAUAAAAACCUGCUUCAAAGAUUGAAGGUUAAAUAAAAAGUGAAAUUAGAAAUGAAUAAAUAUCUUAAGAAGACCCAGCAAAACAAAGUUUAUUGAAAGAGGUUUAAUUAGAGAAUUUAGAAAACAUCUUCACAUUAUUUAGAUCAACAGUGCCAAUGAAUUAAUCAAACCUAUAAGCUUCAAGAUUGAUCUCAUCAAAUGUUGAACCUUAAUAUUAUUAGUAAUUAGAAAUUGAUGCAGAAAAUAUUCGAGAUCGUAUCAAAAUGGAAGGUCGAACAGUGCAUACAAUUAUUGAAAAGCAUAGUAGAAUUAAACAAUAAAAAUUAAAUAUUACUUAAUAACUUAAAAAUAUUCAGACUUCAUUGUAUUAGUAUGAUUAAUGCACUUCUUACUAAAAAUUUUAAAGAGAAAUUAAAUAUGCUUUUAAUCAAUUUGAAUCCAAAGCUGAUGAAUUAAGAGAUUUAUUUAAUGAAGCAUUUAAUUUCAUGUCAGUAGUUUCUGUGGCAGCUUAUGAAAGAUUACAUAAGCCUUUUGAUGAAUCAGAAGCUGUGAGUGAAGCUGAAUUCACAUCUGUAUCCCUUAAGCAUUUCUCGGAUAUUGAGUUGAUGGCUAAGGAAUAUGAAUAAACGCUUUCUGAAAAAAGAAGGUAAAAUAGUAUUAUUAAUAUAAUUUAGAUUGGGAAAUAUCAACCAAAAUCAUUAAUAAUAUAAAUCUAUUUGCUCCAAAUUGUUAUAAUUAAUUAAAUCUUUUCCUUAAUAAGAAUAAGAGCUUUAAUAAAAAAUGAUUAAUUUAUAACGCGUUUCCUCUAUAUAUUUUAAGGGAGUUUCAAAAGAUAUAUAAAUAUGUUUAUCAAACUACUUGCUAAUUAUCUAAGAAUAUAGGCUAUCGCUAGCAGCAAUUGAUAAAAUUGCUAUUCAAAAAGAUUUGUUAUAAGAAUAUUAUGAUAGCUUUGAUUAUUAUUAAUAUCUUAUAUUUUAUUUAAAUUAAUAACCUUAAAAUUACAAAGAUAACUAUUACUAAUUUAAAUGCCAAAAAGACGAACUUAAAUUUGUACACUUUGAUUAGACUAAAUACUUUUUUGCAAUGAAGAAUAAGAUUUAUUAAAAAUCAUGUUUAUUUAUCGAUACAAUUCAAAAUUAAGUUAAUUCCUAGAAAGCAGCAGUGAAUUUCAUACUUCCAUUAAUAGAUGAAUUUAAAAAAUAUCAAAAUAAUAAUUUUUAGGACUUUUUCGAUUAAAUUUUCUUUAAUUUACAAUAAUCCAUAUCCAAAGAAUAAUGGUAGCAUCUUAUAAACCUAUAUUAAGAAGUAUAAUAAUCAAAAUGCAUUCUUAAAAUACUAUUAGUAAAAAUAAACAAUGUAUAAUAACAACAUCCUACAUUAAGUGAAUUUAAAGAGAAGUUUGUGAAAAAAAUUGAAACAGAGCUGAAAUUUAUUAAUUCUUUGAGUCCAAAAGUAGAACCAUAUAUAAACAUUCAUGAUAUCGAUGCACAUGUUUAAUAUUUGACAUUUAAAGAAAGCUAUUAAAAAUAAAGAUAAGCUAUGGACUUAAAAAUUCAAGAAAUUAUUGUUAACUUGCCUCAACAAUUACAACUAAGUGAUAUUGAGAGUUAAAACUUGAAAAAGAUAAAUAUUGAAAAGUUCUUUAGUUAGUCACAUUAAUUAGAAUAAAUUGCCAUAAAAUUAUAAAGGAAGAAGGUUUCUUAAGACGUUGAGUAUAUUAAAUAGUAGUUGUAGUCGGAUAUAACAUUUGAAAAGGAUGUUAUAUGUUUAUUAGAGUCUAUGCAAUAUUUGCAUUCUGGAAAUCUCUAGAUGAUUGUUGAGGAUUUUAAUGAAAUUGAUCAGAAGAACAACAAUAGUUCAUUAUAACAAUUGAUUGAAGUAGUUCUGGAGAGUUAAAAAAGGAUAGAAUUAAUCUAAAGCGAAAAGUUGCAAGAAAUUAAAUAAGUUUAAGUAUAAGGAUUUAGAUGGAUAUUAAAUUUAUUUAAAUAAUAUGACUAAUUUAGAAAAGUAUUUAUUCUUAAAUAUAAAGAAUUUAAUUGAACUUAUUUUCCCAAUGUAGGAGGAGUAAUAAAUAGAAUAUUCAAGAACAAUCUACAUCUCAAAUUAUGAAGACUUUUUAGUUGUUAAUAGGUUUAGCCAUUUGUUCUAUUUUUUAAAUUAAUACCCACGAAAGUACUAGCAUUGGGCUUAGAUUAAGAAUGAACUGGUUAAAGUCAUUUUAAGUUCUUUCAAAAUUUCAUUAAAGAAGGUGAUGGAAAAGAUAGAUGUUUUAGGUAGAGAGAAACCAGUUAGUUUGCUUCAAUUUGACUAAGACAAUACAGACAAAAUUUUAAAAUGGUUUUCUUUAGAAUAACAUCAUUCCAAUAUAGCUAAAGCUGUGUUAAUAUAUUAGGGAUACAAAAAAACUAAAAUAUCCAACUCUUAAUUUUCAACUUCUAACACAUAAUAGGAUCAAAAGAAUAGACAAUUAAUCGAAAUUUAAACUAAAAUGCUAGAUCUCAUUAACAAACUUAAAGAUUAACUAGAAAUGCUACCUUGCGAAAUAAAGUUUGCCUAUCAUAGUGCGGCAGAUGUAUUCACAGAGGAGGAAUUCGAUAAGAUUAUUUUUACCGAAUUAUAAGAAGAGUGGGUCUUAGAUUACAUGGAAAAAGGAUAGGACCAUUCUUUCUUAACAGAUUUAUCAAAUAAUACAGGUAUCUUUGAUAAUGUAUUAUUAAAUUACAGUUUGAUUUUCAUCAAUUUGAAUCAAAUCUUGCAGUACAUUAUAUUUUUUAUUUAGAACAUAAAAUGAAAUUGACGUCAAACAAAUUAGAAAUAAUCUUUUAUAAGUUAUUAAACAUUAGACAUGA